Molecule: messenger RNA, 7887 nt
Organism: Diceros bicornis minor
Lineage: Eukaryota; Metazoa; Chordata; Mammalia; Perissodactyla; Rhinocerotidae
Gene: URGCP
Product: upregulator of cell proliferation
Exons: 6
Coding region: 1629-4424 (931 amino acids)
Molecular function (GO): GTP binding
Source: RefSeq, a predicted model, not a curated record
UAACAUAUGGUCUAUCCUGGAGAAUGUUCCAUUUGCACUUGAGAAGAAUGUGUGUUCGGCUGUGAAAUGCCACAUACUCACUAAAACAUGUUGAGGAAGAAUAUUUAAUUUCAGUGAACAUAUAUUACUUAUUUUUAAAUAUAUUUUAAAACAAAGUUUAUUUAAAAAUAUUAUCUGACCUCCCUCACUCCAGUGGCAAUCAUUGCUGCCUUCAAUCAGGCCAUUUAGUGGUUGCCCACUCCCCAAACUCUUUCUAACCCUAGUCCUCUUGGAUUUAUACCUAAAUUGGGUCUAAUAAGCCCCUGUGGCUUUACUUAUCAGCUCACAUUGACAGAGCAUUAAUUGUUUUCUGAACUCAAGACAACAAUUGCGACCUUCUAUUUUACUGAAGGGAACAAGGAUGGAUUCUCAGGGAAGGAAAGAGACCAUGUACCUGGCAAUGUAUUAAUCACUUUACACAUAUUAACUCAUUCAACCCUCAGAGAGAGGAAGGAACAACCCAUUAUUAUCCCUAUUUUUCAAAUGAGGAAACUAUGGCUCUGGGAAGGUUCUACCUUGCCUGAGGUUCCAGAGCUGGUAAUUAGCUGAGCCCAGAUUUCAACCCAGGUAUUCUGGUUCCAGAGCCAAGGCUUUCAGUCACUGCUUUGUUGUCUCUUAUUCUAAUUGGUAAAAAUAAUAACAUAAUGAUUAAUUAUAUUUAAUAUAACAAAAAUGUGAUCAACAGUGGUUUAUAUUGUUCAGAGAUUUUUGUUAAGCGUUUUCACUUACAAGAGCUCAAUUACUUCUGAAAACUCAUUUUGCUGAGACAGGAACUGAGGCUCAAGCACCCACAAGUGAUGCUGUGAAACACCAAUGCAGGAAUUCCAGACUCAUUAUUAUUGCUUAAUAAUGCAACAUAAAUAAUAAAAGUGCCCACAGUCCUUAGGGCUCCACAAUGUGAUUUUACACACAUUUUACGGGGGUAACUGGCUCGGAGAGGCCAGCAACUUGUACAAGACAGCACAGCAAGUAAGAAAUAGCAAAGCUGUUGUUUUGCUUAAUAAUAAUAACAACGCCUUGUAGUCCUGGACUAAGGAAAGGCUUUUCUUACGGAAAUUAAACUCAAAUCGCAGGGAGGUGUUGACUUCACCAAAAUCCGGCAGCUGCGUCGUGGCCCGAGGGCAGGUUUUCGGCUGGUUUUGCACCAGAGGAGCCUCCUGGCGAGUCCCGGAGAUUGAGCACCUGGGGCACCUGGGCAGGUGGGCGGGUCCGCGCUGCAGGCCGACGUGGGCCGCCCCACGCCCCCGGUGCCAACCCCGUGCUCCCCUCGCCCCUGCCGCCCCGAGCUGACCCCAGGCCCACUCACAUCCCGUCCCCCGCCUCCCCGAGCCGAUACCCGGCCGCACCCCUAUCGUACAACGGGCCCACUCACAGGCCUUCUCGGGUCGACUCCAGGCCCCCGGCCCGCGCUCCCCAGCCCCCUCCGCGUGUCCCUGGCCCCCUCCCUGCACCCCCGGCCCCUCCCCGAGCCCCGCCGCCUGGAGCGGCCCGGGCGGUCGGUCGGUGGCCGGCGCGAGGCUCCUCCCCGGCGGAGUCGCUCUGCGCGGAGGAAGCGGAGGCGGCGGCAGCGCCGAGACCUCGCCGCGCUCAUGGCGUCGCCCGGGAUAGAAGUGGAAUCACUGGUCAAAGGACAUUCAGAUUUGGGAGAAGUGGCCCCAGAAAUAAAGGCAUCUGAGAGACGAACAGCUGUGGCCAUUGCAGAUUUGGAAUGGAGAGAAAUGGAAGGAGAUGAUUGCGAGUUUCAUUAUGGAGAUGGUACGAAUGAGGCUCAGGAUGGUGACUUUCCAACAGUGGAGAGGAGCAGACUGCAAGAAAUGCUGUCACUUUUGGGACUAGAGACAUACCAGGUCCAGAAACUGAGCCUCCAGGACUCCCUGCAGAUCAGUAGUGACAGCAUGAAGAACUGGGCUCCUCAGGUUCCCAAAGACUUGCCCUGGAAUUUCCUCAGGAAGCUGCAGGCCCUCAAUGCUGAAGCCAGGAACACCACCAUGGUGCUGGACAUGCCCCUAGAUGCCAGGCCUGUGGAGAAGGAGAGCCAGAUGGAAGAGGAGAUUAUCUACUGGGACACAGCUGAUGAUAUCUCUGCGGACAUCUAUUCUUUCUCCGAGCUGCCAACCCCCGACACGCCUGUGAACCCCUUGGACCUUCUCUGUGCCCUUCUGCUUUCCUCAGAUAGUUUCCUGCAACAAGAAAUCGUGGUAAAAAUGUCCCUCUGCCAGUUUGCACUCCCUCUCAUCUUGCCUGACUCAGAAAACCACUACCACACAUUUCUGCUGUGGGCCAUGAGGGGCAUUGUGCGGACAUGGUGGUCACAGCCCCCAAGGGGGGUGGGCAGCUUCAGAGAAGACAGCAUGGUCCUGUUCCGGGCACCGGCCUUUGCCUUCGUGCGCAUGGAGGUCAGCAGCAACUCCAAGUCCCAGCUUCUCAACGCAGUGCUCAGCCCGGGCCACAGGCAGCGGGACUGCUUCUGGCACCGGGAUCUGAACUUGGGCACCAACCCUCGGGAGAUUGCAGACGGGAUGGUGGAAAUUUCCUGGUUUCUUCCCAGUGGCAGGGAAGACUUGGACAUUUUCCCAGAGCCUGUGGCCUUUCUGAACCUGAGAGGUGACAUUGGGUCUCAUUGGCUGCAGUUUAAGCUCUUGACAGAAAUCUCCUCAGCCGUGUUCAUCUUGACAGACAACAUCAGUAAGAAGGAGUACAAACUGCUGUACUCCAUGAAGGGGUCGGCCACAAAAUACUACUUCAUCCUGAGUCCCUACCGUGGGAAACGAAACACAAACCUGAGAUUCCUGAACAAGUUAAUCCCCGUGCUGAAGAUGGACCACUCACACGUUCUCGUGAAGGUCAGCAGCACGGACAGCGCGAGCUUUGUGCGGAGGAUCCGCUCCAUCGUGGGGCACGUGGCCCGGUCCCCCUGCAGGAGGCUGUCUGUGGAGGAGAUGGCGAAUGCAGCCCGUAAGCUGGGGCUGAGGGUGGAUGAGGACUGCGAGGAGUGUCAGCGAGCGAAAGACCGGAUGGAGCGCAUCACCAGGAAAAUCAAAGACUCGGACGCCUACCGGAGGGACGAGCUGAGGCUGCAGGGGGACCCUUGGAGAAAGGCGGCCCAGGUGGAGAAGGAGCUCUGCCAGGUCCAGUGGGCCGGAGACCCUCCUGAGAAGCACAGGGCUGAGCUGAGGCAUCGUUUACUGGAACUUCGAAUGCAGCAGAAUGGCCACGACCCUGCCUGGGGGGUGCAAGAGUUCAUCACAGGCGUCAGCAGCGCCUCCCUGGGCGAGAAGCAGUACUUCCUGAGGUGGAUGGAGUGGGGGCUGGCCCGGGUGGCCCAGCCAAGGCUGAGACAGCCUCCGGAGACAAUUCUUACCCUGAGACCAAAACACUGUGGGGCAGUGGACUUCAGUGAGGCGCUCUGGCCUGAGCCCCUGGGGGUGGAGCACUUUCUGCGGGAGAUGGGACAGUUUUACGAGGCAGAAAGCUGCCUUGUGGAGGCAGGGAAGCUGCCAGCAGGCCAAAGGCGGUUUGCCCACUUCCCAGGCCUGGCCUUGGAGCUGCUGCUGAAGGGGCUCCCCCUGGAGCUGAUCGACGGGAGCACACUGAGCACUCCCCUGCGCUGGGUCACAGGGCUCCUGAAGGAGCUGCACAUCCGCCUGGAGAGAAGGUCGCGACUGGUGGUCCUGUCAGCGCUGGGCGUGCCGGGCACAGGCAAGUCCACCCUUCUCAACACCAUGUUUGGGCUGCGGUUUGCCACGGGGAAGGGCUGUGGUCCUCGAGGGGCCUUUAUGCAGCUCAUCACAGUGGCCGAGAGCUUCAGCCAGGACCUGGGCUGUGACCACAUCCUGGUGAUAGACUCUGGAGGCUUGAUAGGGGGGGCUCUGACCGCCGCUGGGGAGAGGUUUGAGCUGGAGGCUUCCCUGGCCACUUUGAUUAUGGGGCUGAGCAACGUCACCGUGGUCAGUUUAGCUGAAACGAGGGACAUCCCACCGGCUAUUCUGCAUGCAUUUCUGAGGCUGGAGAAAACGGGGCACAUGCCGAACUAUCAGUUUGUAUACCAGAACCUUCAUGAUGUGUCUGCCUCCGGCCCCAAGCCGAGAGAGAGGAGGCAGCUCCUGGAUCAGCCUAGUGACGUGAGCAGAGCUGCAGUGCAAAUGGAGAAACAGGGCGAUGGCAUCCGGACGCUGGCUGACCUGGCCUUUUGUGACCCUGAGAGGCAGCACAUUUGGCACAUCCCUGGCCUGUGGCAUGGAGUGCCUCCCAUGGCCGCUGUGAGCUUGGGGUACAGCGAGGCCAUUUUUGAACUAAAGAGAUGCCUGCUAGAAAACAUCAGGAAUGGCCUGUCCAACCAAAACAAAAACAUUCAGCAGCUCAUUGAGCUGGUGAGGCGGCUCUGAGUCGGGAGAACAGAGGUUCAGCUGCCGGAGGCCUGCCGUGGGCAGCCUCUUCCGAUGGGGGUGUCCACAUGGGGCUGUACCUGGCCCCUGAGGGGGGCUGGUGCCCGACCCACAUGAGAAGGGAGAAAAGCAAAAGGCAGGGGUCUGGAGUUUCCUAAACAGUGUUAAGAAAGGAAGUCAACUCACAGACCAGCUCAGAGAUGCUCUCGGGAGUUUAAUAGCCCUGGGCUUGGGGGGUGGAGACACAGCAGUAAUUUGUUGUCUCUGAGCUCCUUUCGAGGCCCCUGGGGGUUCAGCCUCUUGUGCAGCUGCUGUCCUCCAUCUGCCCCUGGAGUGGAGAGUAGCUCCCCAUCACUGCAGCCCGGCAGACAGGUACAGGAUCGAGGUCAGAAGGUGCCCUGAGGAAGCAGAGGGAGGCCUUUCCUCCAGCGCACCCCAGCCUUGGUGACUCAAUCCUGCCUGUUUAGGGAGGGCCCUCGGUGUGCAGGGCAGCCGGGGCACUCUAUUUAUUGACUGACCUGUGAAGCUUCCCCACCCCGCCCCAGGAGAGGUCCUGCUCGCUCUGCCGCGCCCUACAGCACUCUGUUUACACCUCUGCCACAACACUCAGCGCUGUGCAUCGUGACUUACCUGUUCACCUCUGCCCCUCCCCUAGGCUGUGAGCUCCUUGAGGGCAAGGGCUGGACAUUACCCAGCUUUGUACCCCUAGGGCCUGGCACACUAUGGGCGCUUAAUAAAUGUGUGUUGAAUGAAUGAAAUGAAUGAAUGUGCAAAUGAUGGUAAUGGGCAGGUUCCUCUCUGUGCCUUAAUUUUCCUGUUUCCUGAAGAGGAUCAGUGUCAGUCUGAGGAGGGUGCAAAAUAGAAUGUCUGAAGUGGUGAACACCUGAGAGAAGGGUCUGAAAAAGGCCACGCUGUUCCUUUCUAAGCAGAGACCCAUUCUUCAGGCUGUUACUAGGAAACUGAACUGUCUUGGCGGAAACUUCGAGGUAUCUCCACCAUGAUCCCAUUUGAUAGGUGAGGAAAGGAGGCCUGGAGCAGUUCAGCAGUGCAGCCCAGCCACACCCCUGCAUAGGUGUGACGAGUAAGCCGGUGCCCUCAGCCCUACACCUCUGCUCCUGACCACUUGUCUUCCCCAAACUCCCACAGCUGCCAGGCUCACCCCUCGCCUGGCCCCUCAGUGUCAGCCCUUUGUCCCACUUACGUGUCUCUGGGGCCAGGCACCCUCCCUCAUAUCUUCCAUGGCCCGGUUGCCACCAUUCAAGCUAGAAUGUAGGGCUCCUCCGCUGUCGAUUCCCCAGCUGGAAUCCUUGCCUGCGCUGGCCCUUAGCAAGGGCCAGGGUCACCUCAGUGAGCCUUGGACCCCAACCCCACUAGCUCUGGGAACCUCUGCUUAGGCGUUGGGGCCUCCUUCCCUCUAUAUUUUGUGAUUUCAGGGAAACUAGGCCCCCAGGCGGUGACCAGGUCCUCCUCUGUGUUCCUUGUACUCCUUUGGCCAGACUCAGCAAGGGAGCCCUUGGGAUUGGAACCCCUUCUUGAACAGCAGGCUCGUUGCGCCCUUUUCUGGAGUCCCAGGAUGCUACACCUGCAGCUCCCUUGAUGUUAACAAUGUCGCCCCCUGCGUUCUGGGGACCAGCCUCCAGACAUGUGGAACUGAGGCUGAAGGCAGUACUGGAACUCUGGAAACCUGAUCUAUCUUUUUCUGAUAAAUUUAGGAAAACCUUUUCCCUUCUGAAACUCAAAAAGAAUCUCUAAUCCUCAGGCACUAGGAACUCACCUCUUCCUGGAUCGUAAAUAACACAAAUUUUAAGACGUUGGUUCACCUGGAAAUACCAAAACCUCGUCUUACUCCCCCCAGGUGCUUCUCCAGCACUGUAGGAAUGUCACCCAGGACACUCCUGGGCCCCAAGUUCAGGCACUGGAAACCUCGCUUAGCAUUGGUUGACUAUCAACCAGUUCCCUCAAGUUAUUCCUGAAAUCUGAAACAGGGAAGCCAGCCCUCGUGGCUCCCUACUAAUCAAAGAUUCUUUACCUUAGGUCUAUCCAUUGUGCAAAGAUAAGGUUCAGACAUUGAAUUCCUGAAAAUUAGAUGUGUGCUUUUAUUUCUAGGGAAAGAGUUCAUAGCUUUCAACAGAUUUUCAAGAGGCUGCAGGAUCCGAAACAGAUUAAUAACUGCUUGGUAAUCAGGAAAAUUAUUGCAUGCAUCCCCAGGACCUAAGAUACUAUGAAAUUACAUCAAACAUUUGCCCAGACUCUUUAGACUUUUGAAAACAGACCAGUCUAAAGACUGGAUGUAACAGACUGAGCAGGAGGUUUCCCUGGGCAGCCCCAGGCGGGACCACUGUGGAGGACAUGCAGUCAAGCAGCCAAGGAAUUCUGGAACUGCCUGGGCGGUGUGGAAAGACCAUCACCUCUCUCAGGUGCAGGGACAGGAGAGGUUGCCCUGGAGCUGAGUGAUUUUUCCAAAAAGAGUCAGUUAUGACGCUCCCUUCACCCUCGUUUAGAGGUGGAUGUUUCAAUUCCAUGACCUGCAAAAGGGGUGCACCUUCAGACCCUAAAGUCAGUGCCACUCUUGUGAUUCAGAUUUCCACAAUACCCAGCUCUUGCCUAGCGGCCCUAGAGCUCAAAACACUAAGCAUCAGCGUGCCCCGCCAUCACCACACCCAGAGGGCACCCCCCACAUUAGACCUGAAGACAUCUUCAGAGACUGAGAGGCCCCAGACCUUGCCAGGUAACGUCCUUGAAGCCAAGCUUAGUGAUGUGAGAGCCACUCGGAAGAGUGGACAGGGCUGCUCGCGCGGGACCCUGUUACUUGGGUGAAAGCAUGAACCAUGUCAGUGAUCUUGGAGUAAAUGGCCUGGGAGUCUUUGAGACUAGGCACAAGAGUGCUUGCCCCUCACCUGGGAGGUGGGAAGUAGCUCACCUCAGCAUGCAGGACGUUGGCCUGGUUCUGAACCUCGGCCUUGCUUCCUGCUAAUUCCACAGCCCUUGAGCACAGUCACUACACUUCACUAAACCUUAGUCCCCCUACUAGCACUUGCUCUUUGGUGAGUGCACAAAGGCUGGUUUUGGAGGAGCAAGUCUGUGCACACAAGGCACCAGAAGCCGUGUCUACACCAGUCUGCACAUCCAUGAGGUUCAUGCAAAGGAAACUGCCUGCUUUCUACAUCAAUCUCAAACAUUUUAACAUGGCAAACAGGAUUUAUCUUGUAAUCAAUCAGUGGUAUCUUAAAAUUAAUUUGCAGCCAUUUCUCUUUCUUCAUGGUAUAUAAAGCAAUGUUUUCUAAUUGAUGUUAUCUUAGAUGUACUGAAACACUACCUAGAAGGGCUGGUGUUGAGAAAUCUGUACCAGUGUAAACCUAAUGUGGUAUCUCUCCCCAGCUCCUCAGAUGUGAAUUAGCCCAGUAAAGAAAAAUCCUUUUUUUCCUGAGGCAGUAAUAAAAAAAAGAUUUUGGCUAUAAACCUA